ACAAACUUCAUUCCAAAAUAAGUUUUUAAACAGUGUGUCGUUAGCAGCGCUGUCUGUCUAUAGCUUGUCAAAGUUUUCAGUCGUUUUUCGUCGUUCAAUUGUUUUUAAAUGUGGAAACCUAUAAUUUUGGACGUCGAGUGUAUCGUUUGCAACAAAUCGUUGCAAAAGAUCAACCACGUUCCUCGGGACGCAUCGCAAAAAAUGGGCAAGAUAGCUAAGUUAAAUAAUAACGGUCGACUAAGAACCCCUAACUGGUCGCUUGAAGAAAAACAAUACCUACUCGAGUUAAUUAAGCAACGCAAGGAAGUGGUCGUAACAAAAGCCAACAAUGGUCCAAACCACUACGAAGAAAAAGACAUCGCUUGGAAUGAAAUACUACGAGAGUUAGCUGCAAAGUUUGGCUGUAAGUUUACUGGUAGUUCUAUAAAAAAAGUAAAGACUCAGUGGCAGAAUAUGAAGAGAAUAGCUCGCGAAGACAUAGCAUUAAAUGGUCCUCAACUGCAGAAUUACUCUCGAUUGUCACUGGAGGUUUGCAAUAUCUUAGAAUUACUGAAAGAUGGUGUUUUCAAAGGAGAAAAUGAAAAUUUGAAUGAGUCUUCUUCAUCAAUUACUGCUAACAUUGAGAUAAAAACAGAAUGUGUUGAUGAGGAUCUUAAUCAACCAAGUUGCAGUGGCUUGAACACUACUUCAGUCUCUAUGGAGACUGAUAUGCCUCUGGAUAAAACCAAUAGUACCCAGUUGGAGUCUUCUGCAUCAUCAGUUUCUGAACAAAUAUCAGAAUCAAAUGAUUUUGAUGGUCUGGAAGAAAAUGCUGCAAACAAAAGUGUCACAAGAACCGUCUCAACAACAACUAUGACUGAAAUACCUUUUAAUCCAAUAGAAGAAGCUUUAAAGCUGACUAAUCCAUUUCAUAGGGAGCUACAGGAAUAUUUUCAGUACACAACAGCAGAAAAGCAGAUGAAGAUGGAAACAUUAAAAGAAGAGCGUCAGGUAGUAAGAGCUAUGAGAGAGACUGCUGAACUGAAUAAAAUUAUUGCAGAACAAAAACUGAAACAUGUUUUAUGGGCGAAAAAGCAAGAUAUGACGUAA
This is a messenger RNA of Spodoptera frugiperda (fall armyworm), 1089 nucleotides long. RefSeq lists its product as uncharacterized. The transcript is spliced from 3 exons. NCBI's taxonomy places the organism in Eukaryota, Metazoa, Arthropoda, Insecta, Lepidoptera, Noctuidae. The record is from RefSeq and is a predicted model, not a curated record. Bases 109 to 1089 code for a protein of 326 amino acids.